AUGAUUGAAGCAUUAUAUAUCACCGAUUCGGCGAACACUUUAGUUUAUGAGUUUUCUGAAACAUUGUCAGCACCUAAAUUUAAGUCCCUAGUCCCUAAGAUUAUUGCAUCAACCACAACAACAACUUCAUCACUGAGCAGCUCUAAUAAAAUAAGCUUGAACUCACAAUACUACUUGUAUAGACAUCAUGAAUCUUCUUUAUCAUUCUAUUUGUUAUGUGAAGAUGAUGCAUCCAAUGUUUUAUUUCCUCAGACAUUUAUUCAAAGGUUGAUUGACGCAAUGGGGGAUUAUUUUGGUGAGUUGAACAGCACUAAAAUUGAAGCAAACAAUGAUACAUUGACUUUGUUGUUAUAUCAAAUGUUGGAUGAUGGGGUACCUCAUGUUACUGAUUUUAAUAAAUUAAGAGAUUUGGUUAGUUACAAGUCAUUUCUUUCCAAGAUACUUAGUGGAGCAACGACUGCGGCAUCCAAAGCGACCGGAAGAGGCCCAACAACUUUGGAUCUCAUCAAGGCAAAUGAUACUUCGAAUGAUAUCCCUUGGAGAAGAAAUAAUGUUAGGCACACUAAUAAUGAAAUGUAUGUUGAUGUUAUUGAAACUGUCAAUGUCAUUCUCAAACCAGUUGUUAGGAAACUGAAAUUGGAACAUACAUUUGACUCAGCCUUCUAUUCAUCCAGCAAACAGCACAACGUGGACAAUCAUAUGAUCAGUGGGCACAUUGAUGGCGAGAUUAGCUUUUUAAGUCGUUUGACUGGUGUUCCAUUAUUAGAACUUUCAUUGAAUUCCGUUGGAUCCAAUAUUGAAUUACCCAAUAUGCAUAGAUGUAUUAAUAGAGAUACCUGGAAAGAGAGAAGAGGUGUUUUGUCAUUUAUCCCACCCGAUGGAAGAUCAACAUUAAUGAAAUACCAAGUUGAUUUGAACAAAGUUGGUGCAAAUAGACAGAAAUUACAUACGAUCACAGCGACUAGUAUUGACACAGAGUUUAUAUGUCGUGAAAAUUCUUCAGAGUUUGAAAUCAGAUUGCACUUAUCACAACAGAUCAACAAAAUCGAUUUUAUCACCGUGGAAAUCGUAUGUGAACAAGAACAGGGACAAGUUAAAUUAAACAGAGUCACACAUGGUGAUUUUUCAGCUAGGGGUAAUGGUAAGGCAGAAUGGAAUUUAAGACAGGUAAAAUCUGGGGUAUCACCAGUAUUUUACGGAUCAAUUAUUUCAAAGAAUUCAGACGAAAGUGAUGAUCAUGGUGGUGAUGACACAGGUGACGCAGAUAUUAAAACGAGCACAAAUGGUUACCUCAAACCAAGCUAUAUAAGACUAAUUUACAGUCAUAGGGGUCCAGUUCCUAGUGGAUUGAAGGUAGAUAGUCUAAAGAUUAUCAGUGCAAAAGGAUUAGGCGAUACUGUUAAACCAUACAAAGGGGUUAAAUAUAUUACAAAAUCUGGCAGUUAUAUAGUUAGACUGUAA
Messenger RNA from Candida tropicalis MYA-3404, 1461 nucleotides. RefSeq lists its product as uncharacterized. The record is from RefSeq and is a predicted model, not a curated record. Gene Ontology annotation, biological process: endocytosis; intracellular protein transport. Lineage: Eukaryota; Fungi; Ascomycota; Pichiomycetes; Serinales; Debaryomycetaceae. The transcript has a single exon. Bases 1 to 1461 code for a protein of 486 amino acids. Gene Ontology annotation, cellular component: clathrin adaptor complex; cytoplasmic vesicle.